AUGCAACAAGCUGUUCUUGGAGGCCAAUUUCAAACACCUUCAAAGUUAUUUCCCUUACUGAUGAAUUCGGGAGAGGAAUUUUCAAAUUAUGAUGAUGAGGAUUUCUAUCGGGAUGAUGCUAAGGAAACAACAUCAAGCUCGCGACCGGAUAUGACUUUACUGAAUUCUCUGAAGGAGUGGAUUAAUGUAUUGGUAGGAUUGGAUUUGGUGGAAAUUAAAACGCAAAAUCCAUUACAGAGUUUUUUGAAUUGUUUUAAGGACGGAGUAUUGCUGUGUAGAAUUGUUGAAAAGAUUAAAUUAAAACACAUAACUUUUAACAAACAUCCUGGAGGAAAGGAAGUUGUUGAGAGGGAAAAUUUUCAAACAUUCUUAAAGGUAAGUCACAAUCAGGCCUAA
Molecule: messenger RNA, 396 nt
Organism: Naegleria gruberi
Lineage: Eukaryota; Heterolobosea; Eutetramitea; Acrasida; Naegleriidae
Exons: 1
Coding region: 1-396 (131 amino acids)
Molecular function (GO): protein binding
Source: RefSeq, a predicted model, not a curated record